Molecule: messenger RNA, 791 nt
Organism: Argiope bruennichi
Lineage: Eukaryota; Metazoa; Arthropoda; Arachnida; Araneae; Araneidae
Product: centrin-1-like
Exons: 6
Coding region: 237-791 (184 amino acids)
Molecular function (GO): calcium ion binding
Source: RefSeq, a predicted model, not a curated record
UUUUGUUUUACCAUGUUAAAUAAAUUUGGGAUGCAAAUAACCGCAACUGUAAUCUUGCUUCCUACUUUAUAUUAAGAGUAAUGCUCACGAAAACAUCAAAAUUUUGCCGUUAUAGCACUUGCUUGUAAUUCAAAACGUAAGAUAAAAGUUUUUUGAAAAAUAAUCAUGGAAAAAACUUUGAUGAUUUUAUAAGUGGAUGUCUCCUUAUAUUGUGAAAAAAACCAGUUAGCAAAAUUAUGACAACUGCUAAUACAAGUCAUACAAUAAAAGGUAUAAGUCCAUAUGAAAUUAAUAUUCAAGAACAAAUAAUUGAAGCUUUCCGAGUGUUCGAUGAAGACGAAAGUGGACAAAUAGAAAUAAAGAAUGUGGAAAUAAUUGCAAGAGCAUUAGGACGAGUUCCAAGAAAAGCGGAAAUCAAGCAAUUUAUAAAGCAAGUUAGAGAUCCUGAAGCAAAAGGGUUUGUUCGUUUAGAGGUAUUAUUACCAGCACUAAAAGAGAUUCUUUUAAAAGAUAAAUGGAAGCCUGCAUCCAAAAAACAAUUAUUGGAAGCAUUUGAAUUUUUUGAUUUCAAACACACAGGUCGCUUAAGUCCUACAUUCAUGAGAAAGCUGUUAGAACAUGGUGAUAGUUUGAACGAACAAGAGGUCAAGUCAUUUCUUUCUACUGUAGUGAAUCCUUUCAGAGACAAAAUUGAGUACGGAAAAUGUUGCGACAAAUUAGUUCUACCAGACAUUGUUGAUAUCAUACAUAACAAGAAGAUGAUUCUUUCAGAAAUAAAGCAUGAAAUUUAG